CGCCUGUUUGUGUGUGUGGAGAAAUGUAGGAAGUAACGAUAACUUUCCGCCUAAAGACGACGAGAAGACGUCAACAUUUCCCGCAGAGAAACGGGCUUCUACUGGAGAAAAAGCGACCAGAGAUACAAGGCGAAAACGUCUCUUUUAUCGCCGGAAACUCUUUUCAGUUCUUCGUUUUGCUUUUUUUUUUUUUUUUUUUUUAAAGGAAUUCCAUGUGAUUUAUUAUUAUUAUCAUUUCCGACGUUGUAUGACAGGAGCUCGUUAACCUCACAGAGGAGUGCAGGAACUUUGUUUUUCUCCCCAUGUCAGUGUGUUUUUUCCCCCCACCGCUUUUAAAGAUGGAAUGAGACACUUUCCUUAAAGCGCACGGCAGGCUGUGAGUUAUGCAGAAACCUGUCUGCGGAUCAGGAUGAGCACUACAGAUGGAGCCGGGACCCCUAAACAUGACGAAGAAGCCCGCGUUGUGCAAAUCUACCCCAGGCAUCCUCUGGAGACAGAAGUCUACUGUCCCCUGCAGGUCAGCCUCAAGGACACGGUGGAGGCCGUGAUCCGCAACGCCGUGGUCUCGCUGGACCUGGACUCCAGCCAGACCUACAGCCUGCUGGAGGUGAGGGAGAACGGCAGCGGGGAGACGCAGCUGGACCAUGGGGACUGCCCUCUGCUGCGGGUCCUGCUGUGGCCCCCGGAGGCACAGAGGUUCCACCCUCGGAGCCAGGGCUACUACUUCAUCCUGCAGCAGAGCAGCAACGGAGCGAAGCACGUAGGGACCGCCAAAGAGGAAUCCGACGACCUCUGCAACCUGUCCCCCGUGACAGAGGAGGGCGUCCUGCAGGUCUUACGCCAGCGCUUCUCCAAGCGCAAAAUCUACACCUACAUCAGCGGCAUCCUCGUCGCCGUCAACCCCAAUAGGUUUUUACCUCUCUAUUACAACCCAAAGUACGUCAAGCUGUACGAGAACCAGCCGCUGGGCAAGCUGAGUCCCCAUAUAUUCGCCAUGGCCGACGUGGCCUUCAGAACCAUGCUGAGCAGGCAGGCGAACCAGUGCAUCGUGAUAUCUGGAGAGAACGGAUCCGGGAAGACGGAGAGCAGCAGCUACCUCAUCCACUGCCUGACCACGCUCAGCCAGGGGACGUACUCGGGCGGACUGGAGCGAGCGAUCCUGGGGGCCGGACCGGUGUUAGAGGCGUUUGGCAAUGCCAAGACAGCAGAAAACAACAACUCCAGCCGCUUUGGCAAGUUCAUCCAGCUCAUCUACCUGGAAAGCGGCGUUAUCAGAGGGGCAUUCAUUGAGAAGUUUCUGCUAGAAAAGAGCCGCCUGGUGUCCAGAGGUAAAAAUGAAAGGAACUACCACGUCUUCUACUGUCUGCUGAUGGGUGCGUCCAAAGACGAGCAGAAAGAGUUUCAUCUGUUGAACCUGCAGGACUAUGUUUAUCUCAACCAGGAGGAGUUCCAGCUGGAUAACGAGGACAAUUUCAAACAAGAGUACAAAAGACUCAAACAAGCUAUGGAGAUGGUCGGCCUUUUGGCCUCCACUAAGAAACGCAUUUUUUCUGUCCUGUCUGCCAUCCUGCUCUUGGGAAAUGUGACAUACAGUCAAUCAAAGGAUACUAAGGCCCUGGAGGCUGGACCCGCAGAAGUUUUAUCGUCCCUCUCUGACCUGCUUAUGGUGAAAAAGGAGCAGCUGGUGACGGCUUUAACCAAGAAAAAGGUAGUGACUGCGUCCUCCUCUGUGGUUUCGCCGUACACCCUACAGGAGGCCUUCUCUGCCCGUGACUCCAUGGCCAAGUGUUUAUACAGUGCUCUGUUUGACUGGAUCAUCCUUCACAUUAACCACGCAAUGCUCAACAGACGAGACCUGGAGGAGUCCGUCAAAUGUUUGUCCAUUGGUGUCCUGGACAUGUUUGGGUUUGAGAACCUCCAGAGAAACAGUUUUGAGCAGCUAUGCAUCAACUACGCCAACGAGAAGCAGCAGUUUUACAUCAACCAGAACAUCUUUAAGUAUGAGCAGGAGGACUAUGUGUCAGAAGGCAUAAUCUGGCAAAACAUCAACUUUACUGACAACAGUGACUGCAUCCAGCUGAUCAGCGGCAAGUCAGAGGGACUCUUCCACUUGUUGAAUGAGGAGAGCAACCUCCCUCAGGCCCAAGAUAAAGCCGUGUUGGACAAGUUUAAACGGCACCAUCAGAAAAGCUCUCGUUUUGUCGUCUCUCAUGACAAGGAAGCAACUUUUGCCAUCGAACACUAUGCUGGGAGAGUUGAAUAUCACGUUGAGCACCAGCCAGUCUCUGGAUUUCUCCUUUGAUCACUCUGACGAACAAUCACUCGACUUAUUUGAGGACAUCUUUGUCAAUUAUGAAAAGAGAAAGAAAAACACAGGUAGUCGACAAAAGCAGAUCAUUCCGAAGAACCUCAUGAAUUUGAGUUCCCUUCGUCACAUCGUUGGUCUUACGAACCAUGACAGAACCAGCAAAUCCAUCUUCCACCCUGACAGACGAGUAGAUCCCCUCACGGUUAGCGCUCAGUUUCAGACCUCGCUUGGAAAACUGAUCGAGACGAUUGAGAGAGCAGAGCCAUUCUUCAUUUUCUGCUUUCGGUCCAACGCUGAGAAGAAACAGCUGCACUUUGAUGACGAAGUGGUGCUAAAUCAAAUCAGGUAUAUGGGCAUACUGCAGAUGAUUCACAUGCAGAAGUCAAGCUACGAAGUUAAAUACACGUUUAAGGAAUUUGUUAAAAAGUUCAGGAUUUUGUUUCCAAAAGAAAGCACCGGCUCUGUGGAGGACAUAACUAAACUGUUUGAGAAGAUGGGAUUGGAUAAGACCACGUACCAAAUUGGAAAAACUAAGGUUUUCCUCAAAGAAAAGGAACGUCAGUUGCUCCAGUCGACUCUGAACAAAGAAGUGAUAAAACACAUCGUCACCCUGCAGCGCUGGUUCCGCUCCUGCCUCAUAAGAGCGCACUUUCUGCAAAAGAGGGACGCCACAAAAAUCAUCCAGAGGAGCUGGCGGGAGUUUUAUGAGAAGCAAAACCGAACCGCCACGGUAAUCCAGACGGCAUGGCGUACGUCCCUGAGUAAGUCCCUAGACCUUUCGCCGGAGCCCGACGAAGAUCCCAAUGCUGAACAUGGCGUCAGCUCAGAGAAAAGACAGUUGAGGAGGCAGCAACAUUUAGACUAUAGAUUCGCCAGCAAGCCUGAUCCAGUCGACGACCAGAAGACACAAGAGGACCAGAGCAAGCAGACAGAAGAGGGCAGAGGGUCUGUUCCCCAUUUGAACAGACCCUUCUCUGUGCCACUGGACGCCACAGCUGGCAGCAAUCCUUCUAUUUGCAGCUCCCUUCAGCAAUACAUCGGCAAAGAAAGUGCAACGGACAGAACCAGCGCAGGUAGUUGCUCAGACUCAUCAAGUCCUGAAGCAUCACGAAGGAGAGAUGAUUUCUGUCGCAAGGGAAAAACAAAGUCUGCUGAUGAACUGUCGGAGUCCUCCAGCGGUGAACGCUCUAGAGGUGCCAAACCGGAAAGGGUUCGUCUCCGCAAGCCGAAAAAACACAAGCGGCGCUUAGCCCACGCCCGCAGCGGUUUGGUGUAUAACUUUGGGGGCUCCAAGGAAAGCGAGUACUGGGACUUUCCGCUGCCUCCCUUCAGCCCCGCUUUGCCCAGUCUGAAGAGCUCGGCCAGUAGUAUGGAUGUCUGGGCCCUCAAAUCCCAGGUCGAGUUCCCAUCGGAACCGGACUGUUCAAGGUACAGCCUUCCAGCAGGAGGAACCAGUACCGAAACCGAUUUUCGUGGCUCAAAGCAGUCACAGAUUACAACUCCUGAUAGGCCGUGGUUUCUCAGUAAAUUUCUGAAGAAACGGGCACAGAGAUCUGCCGUGCCUGGUGAAUCUCUUGCAGAUAAAACAGUAACGUUGCCAAGAUUCUCUCCACAAUAUUCACAUACGACUAAUUCCAACAACGCAAAGGUGCAUCGAAGCCCGACUGUUUGUAUCAGCCGGGCCACGCGAGCACUUCCGGCAGACGGGUCUCUGGACCGAGAGAUUACCAAUCCUAAUGAGCUACGAAACCUUGACGAGUUCCUUGGGAAUCAAGUGACUGAGUUGCAAACAAGAAUAAAAGAGCUGUCCGCAACAGAGAACAUUUUCAUCUGUGCCACCAUGGAGUUCAGAGAAACCAUCAAAAGCAUGUAUUCCUUGCAGAAGCCUCAAGUUUGUUACAAAAGCCUGAUGAAUGGCUACCGUAACAAAGUGAAUGCAUUGGCAGGACUGAGCAACAAGUCGGAGGUCUCACUGGUGGUCAACCUGUUCCAGUCUAUGCUGGACGGAUUCAUCAGGGGGGAAAUAAAGCGGGUAGAGUCCGAACCAGCCAAGUCUACUAAGACGACAAAGAAGAGAUGGAAAAAUGAGAAAUGUCUUGAUAACCCUCUGGAUCAUCUGUUCAGCACAUACCAAGUGAACAUCAUGCAGUCAUGUGACUUAUGUGGCUCCUACAUCUGGGGAAUGGAGAAAGCUUACAUGUGCAGCGCUUGCAAGUUAAUUUGUCACAAGAAAUGCCUAAACAAAAUCAUCACAGACUGCUCAACACGGUGUGCCAGGCAGGAUGACAGUGUUCCAGGCUCACUACACUUUGGGGUUCAGGUGUGUGUCCUGACCAGUAAAGCCAACCCCGUGCCCAAAGUGAUGGAGCUGCUGCUGAUGCAUGUGGAGCUAAACGGUCUGUACACUGAGGGCAUUUACCGAAAGUCGGGUGCAGCCUGUCGAGCGAGGGAACUCCACCAGAUUCUGCAGACUAAUCCUGAAACUGCUUGUUUGGACAACUACCCCAUCCACACCAUCUCAGGCCUCGUCAAACGCUGGCUUAGAGAGCUUCCUGAUCCCCUCAUGACAUUUUCUCUCUACAACGACUUUCUGCAUGCUGUGGAGCUGCCAGAGAAACCAGAGAGGAUAAGGGCUGUAUACCAAAAGGUCGAUGAGCUUCCCUCUGCUAAUUACAACACUUUGGAGCGGCUCAUUUUUCACCUAGUCAAGGUUGCAAAGGAAGAGAAGCACAAUAAAAUGUCACCGUCCUCCCUGGCUAUUGUGUUCGCCCCCUGCAUCCUGCGUUCACCUGACUUGAGUGACCCCUUCCUUUGUAUGAAAGAUGUGCCCAAAACGACUCUCUGUGUGGAGAUCCUGAUCAAUGAGCAGUUAAGACGCUACAACCAGAAGAUGCAAGAUAUCCAGAAGCUGGAAUAUGCAGAGGCCCAGGCUGUCAAUAAACUCAAAUUAAGGAGACAAAACACGGUCUUUGAAACGCCUUCAGAGCUGGAGGUUCCACACACAGGGCAGCCCGAUGAGUCGGACUACAACAUUAUUGAAAGGAUCAAGUCGAUUAAGCAAGAAAAGGUGGACUUAGCAGUCAGGUUACCUGAACUGGAGCAGGACAGCUCUGACUGUGAAGUCCUGGACUCGGCAUCAUCGGUGAGCUCAGACAGCCUGGACCAGCUGGGGAGCGUUGACUCGGAAGGAAAGCUGUCCAAGCUGUCGAAGGUUCUGAGACCUGAAUGCCCGUCCAAACCUGCUGACCUGGGACAGCGAAUCAGGAGUCGCUUAGCUCCAACACCUACCAAACAGGCGGAGCUGACCUCUGGACAAAACGCAGAUGUUACUCAGUCUACAAGCCCGCUGCCCGGCCAAGAUACCCCGGCUUCAGAGGAAAAGCAGCUGCAGGUCAACCGCAAGACUUUUAAUGGGAGCUUUGACGACCUGGACAUUCCUUAUAUCGACGAGGCUGUAGAUUAACGAUGGCACUUAUACCACCGGUUUUCAUUGUAUGAAUAUCCCCAAGUAUGUGUGUAAAGACACCUAAAAGAAAGUGCACUUUGUUUUACAGAGACUCUAUUUGUCAUUGCUGCUGAGAAAAUGUCCGUAUGGAAAAUUACAUCGUGCUGACCUGUUGUAUUGGAGUCCUCAUGAGAGGGACACUGAACUGUUUCUGAUCUUUAUAAGGGGAUAAUAGCUAAUUUCAUCAUUGUACAGAACACUUUGUUAAAGCACUAAAGUUUUUUUUUUUAACAGUUCAAUGCAACAAAAUGUAAAUUGUAAAGCAAGUGUCUCCUUUACUGAUGGACAGUGUCCUGGAAUCAAGUAAACCCUAUUUUGUUUGUUAGGGAAAAAAAUAUUUAGUUACUCCACCAUAGAUGCUCUAAAAUUGUACUUAGGAACUUUGUUUUGAACAUAUGACACUGUGAUAAGGAAUUUAACUGGGAAAAUGUGCUUCUUUAUUUUAUUUUUCUAGUUUCCUGUAGUUUGACAUUAAAUAAUCUGAGAUUAGUGAAAAUAACUGCUGCCUUUAGUAUGACUGAGCAUUUUUGCCAUGACAAAGCAAGUGAUCCAGUGUCUAUACUCCUUUUUUUCCCUUUUUUUUUAUUUGCUUGCCGGUACAUUUUGAAAAAAAAUGGGUGUUGUGCAUUUUGUUGCCGUAUUAAUAUCUGAAACAAAUAAAUAACUUUCAAAUAUCUCUUGCUCUAGAAGUACAAAUAAUAAUACAGAGUGUAUAACUUUAAAUAUUGUGCAUUGGGGUAAUAGAUACGUCUAAAAAUCAAACCAUGAAACGACGAGAAACUGAAUAGAUAAAAAAGAUUGAAAAUAAAAUGAGUCAAUGGGAAUCAAGACAAAAUGUAUUAGUUAAAAAUAAGUGGGAAAUAUAAAUUAUGCUACAAGGUAUAUUAUAGAAAUUGCUAACUUUGUAACAUGUUUUUUUUUCUGUUCAUAUGUUGGCACAAGACAUUUAUUUAUGCGUUUCUAGUUUUUAGACUUUUGGUUCUUCAAACUUCUAUGUACAAAAGGUUUAUAAUAAAAUUCCUUUAAAUGCCA
Molecule: messenger RNA, 6845 nt
Organism: Fundulus heteroclitus (mummichog)
Lineage: Eukaryota; Metazoa; Chordata; Actinopteri; Cyprinodontiformes; Fundulidae
Gene: myo9b
Product: myosin IXb
Biological process (GO): intracellular signal transduction
Cellular component (GO): myosin complex
Molecular function (GO): ATP binding; GTPase activator activity; microfilament motor activity
Source: RefSeq, a predicted model, not a curated record